This is a messenger RNA of Penicillium cataractarum, 1329 nucleotides long. RefSeq names its product endonuclease/exonuclease/phosphatase family protein. The transcript is spliced from 3 exons. Gene Ontology annotation, cellular component: cytoplasm. The coding region runs from base 1 to 1329 and encodes 442 amino acids. Lineage: Eukaryota; Fungi; Ascomycota; Eurotiomycetes; Eurotiales; Aspergillaceae. Gene Ontology annotation, molecular function: sphingomyelin phosphodiesterase activity. The record is from RefSeq and is a predicted model, not a curated record.
AUGAGGUCUCUUUUCGUUCUUGGUGUCUUCUUCACGGCGUCUGCUCACGCGACGACCACCAGCGGCAAAUUUACCGCUCUGAGCUUCAAUGUUGCAGGUCUCCCUUCUAUUCUGCAGUCUAAUGACGUGAAUGGAUCUAAAACUGAAAACGCUGGAGAGAUUGGUACCUACUUUUCUGAAUAUGGCUACGAUAUCAUUCAUAUGCAGGAGGAUUUUAACUACCAUGCGUACAUUUACGCUACCGAUGACCAUGCCUACCGCACCGCCACUUCCGGGGGUGCGGGUAUUGGAAGUGGACUGAACACUGUCUCAAACUACGAUUGGGUUGAUUUCGCACGUGAGAAAUGGGAUGACUGCUCUGAUGAUUCCGGAAGCGAUUGUCUUACUCCAAAGGGAUUCACCUUCAUGCGCUGGAACCCAUCCACUGGAGUAUACAUUGACUUCUACAAUGUCCAUGCCGAUGCUGGCACCGAAGAUGGAGACGAGACUGCGCGCAAUAGCAAUUUGCAGCAAGUGGCGGACUACAUCGACACCUGGUCUAUCGGAAAUGCAGUUGUUGUGAUGGGCGACACUAACAGUCGUUACACUCGAAGUGAAGAUACUGGCGUUCGGGUCUUCAAGUCUCAGAACAGCCUCACUGAUGCCUGGGUUCAACUGGAAAUGAGCGGUGUCUAUCCGACAGCGGGAGCUGAUGCCGUCGUGUGUGACAACCCGUCUACCGUUGAAACUUGCGAGACUGUCGAUAAGGUCCUCUACCGUGGAUCUGACAUCGUCACCCUUUCUGCCACCAGCUUCUACUAUGAUGGCGAAAAGUUCCUCAACACCGACUCUGAUUAUCUGGGUGACGUUUUGUCUGACCACAACCCUGUUCUGGUCAACUUCACUUGGGCUAUGUCGAGUUCCCUUCGACAGAGCGAAUUCUCUGGUGGUCCAUAUGGAACCUGGUUCAAUGAUCUGCCCAACAUCCCAUCUUCUCCCAAGGCUUCCGUGUUGACCUUCCGUGGCGCCAAUCGUCUGGAUGCUGUCGCACUGGAACUUACCGACGGAACAUCCUUCAGCCACGGAGGAACUGGUGGCACUGAAGUGACCCUGACCCUCGGCUCCGGAGAGCACUGGAUCACUACUGAGCUUUGCACCGGUACAUACAACAGCGAGACUCGGAACUUCUACAUCAAGGCUACUACCAGUGCUGGAAACACUUUGGAAGCUGGAACCUCCACCGACAGUUGUACCACGUAUACUGCCGAUUCUGGGUAUGCAGUUGUUGGAUUUAUGGGACAGGAUGGUGAUGAGAUGGACCAGUUGGCUCUUAUCUAUGCUCCUUUCUAG